AUGUGGCGUGAGCCUCCCACGGCAAACAAAACUGCAAUCGAAAAGGACUCUUCCGCUGCUGCGCGCUCGUCCAUCGGUCGCCGAGGACGUGCUUAUCGAGCGCGUCGCUCCGGUGUUCUAUCUUCAUUUCACUCACAAAUAAUCAAUGAACUCCGAGGCGGCACUUCUGGUACUACGUUAAACCCCAGUGCAAGUGCGGAUCGAACCCCUGCUCGGUCUCCUAUUUUGGCCAAUGGCAUCAGUGAAGAUGGAAUGACUUUGGAACAAAGUCGACGUGAGGCGUUUGGUCGGGUUCCCCAUCCUCCGCGUGUGCAUAUGCACCGAGCAUUGGACGCCCCCAGCCGACAGAACAGGAGUACUCGCGAUCAAGCCUUGACAGAUCUCCUCGAUCGCUAUGAACCUAUCAACCCGAUUACCGGCUCAUUCGCCCCCAGUUUCGCCCCUGCUCUCGCAUACCAUACCAAUGCUACUCGUUCCAGCAGCGUUCGCCUUCCGCCUUUGCUUCGCACCGACAGUCAUGGCGAUGACGCCGCCUUGAUGCAGUCCAGCAUGCCGCCGGACGUACGCCAAUACCGGUCCGCCAGUUCUCAUGCUCAAAAUCGGGGGCCCGGCACAGAUGGUGCCAUGGAUGGACUGGGUGACCGCGAGCGCAGCCCAACCUUAUACGAAGGUGAUGCUGAUGCGUGGGAAACUUUGUUGUCGACCAUCACCCCCGAUGCCAACCUUCCCUCGACCGAUACUUCCUUCGCUUCGACCUCAGCUUCUGCGGCUUCCAGACCUUCCCCUCCCCCGGCGUUGGGUUAUAGACAUGCCCCUCGUGCACAUGCGGUGCUUGACCCCUAUCCGGAUCACCUCAACCCCUGCGACUUCUCUUCUUCGGAUGAUGACGAUACGCCUGCCAACUACCACUCAUUCAUGGGCCCAGGCGGGGCUAUGGCACUUCGACGUUUCCAAGAUCGUAACUCGACUUUGAGUGUUCAUCCUCCUCUCCUCCCAAUCCCACUCUCUCUUUCCGACCAGCGCCGGCAAAGCGAUGAAAUUCAACAGAUGCAGGUCAUCCUGGAUCGACUUGCCCGCCGUGAGGACAUUCCUGACGAUUUGUGGGCGGCAGUGGGUCUUACACGCACACUUCAUCGUGGUCUUAAUGCUAGCAUGGAUUCCACUGAUACUGAAGGCCCUUCCCGAUCAGGCGGCCAUUGA
Messenger RNA from Penicillium soppii, 1200 nucleotides. RefSeq lists its product as uncharacterized. The record is from RefSeq and is a predicted model, not a curated record. Bases 1 to 1200 code for a protein of 399 amino acids. Lineage: Eukaryota; Fungi; Ascomycota; Eurotiomycetes; Eurotiales; Aspergillaceae. The transcript has a single exon.